Mizuhopecten yessoensis (Yesso scallop) is the source of this 5598-nucleotide messenger RNA. Its product is annotated as NFX1-type zinc finger-containing protein 1-like. The record is from RefSeq and is a predicted model, not a curated record. Bases 5 to 3043 code for a protein of 1012 amino acids. Gene Ontology annotation, biological process: regulatory ncRNA-mediated heterochromatin formation. Lineage: Eukaryota; Metazoa; Mollusca; Bivalvia; Pectinida; Pectinidae. Gene Ontology annotation, molecular function: helicase activity. The transcript is spliced from 2 exons. Gene Ontology annotation, cellular component: nuclear RNA-directed RNA polymerase complex.
CAGAAUGGAUGAAACGGAAAUCCACAUGCUUUAUGACGUUUGGCAGUUGAGCCUGAAAGACAGAUGGCGACUAUACAGGUAUUGGAUUAACAAGUUCUCAGUUAUGAUGAUGGAGAGGAUCAGAGAAAAAGUUCAAGAAUACCAAUCUGCAUGUGAUCAGCACCGCGAAAUUUUAAUGCAUGAGGACAAGGGAAUUAUCAGACGGGCGACCGUGGUCGGAAUGACAACCACGGGUGCAGCAAAGUACCAGGCAGUCUUGCAGGAAAUUGGUCCAAGAGUGAUAGUUGUGGAGGAGGCAGCAGAGGUGUUGGAAGCGCAUGUAGUCGCAACACUCAGCAGACACUGCCAGCAUCUGAUCCUCAUCGGAGACCACAAACAACUCAGGCCAAAUCCAACAGUCUACAAACUUGCUAAAGAUUACAAUUUAGACCUGUCAUUGUUUGAAAGGAUGAUAAAAAAUGACAUUGAGCUUGAUUGCCUUGGACUUCAACACAGGAUGCGGCCAGAAAUUUCAAAGAUCAUGACGUUGAUAUACCCGGAGUUGAAAGAUCACAGCAUUGUAAAGACAUACGAUAAAGUCAAGGGGAUUACAACCAAUGCUUUCUUCAUAAACCACAGUUUUCCAGAACAAGAAGAUCACGACCUGAAGAGUCACUCAAACAGUCAUGAAGCCAAGUACAUUGCUGGGCUCUGCAAGUACUUCCUGCUACAAGGUUACGAACCAGAGCAGAUCACCAUCCUCACGCUCUACUCUGGACAGCUGUUUACCAUUAAAAAGGAAAUGCCAAAGCAAACAUUCAGUGGCGUUCACAUUACCGUUGUCGACAACUUUCAAGGGGAAGAAAAUGACAUUGUUCUACUGUCACUUGUCAGGAGUAACAGUGACGGAAAAAUAGGAUUUUUGAAAAUCGACAAUCGAGUUUGUGUUGCGUUGUCUCGGGCUAAAAAGGGCAUGUUUGUUAUAGGAAACAUGGAUAUGAUGGCACAAGGAAGCAAGCUUUGGAAGAACAUUGUUUCUCAUGCACAGAAAGAGAGGAUGAUCGGAGAAGGUCUAAGACUUGUUUGUCAAAAUCACCCAGAAGACAAAGGACUCAUGGCCAAAGUACCUGGGGAUUUCCGAAAAGCUCCUGAGGGUGGAUGUAUGAAGCCAUGCCAGUUCCGUCUUGAAUGUGGCCAUACCUGCAGUAUGGUCUGUCACAUACUAGACCAAAAGCAUGAAAAAGUGCAAUGCAGAAAACGUUGUGAGCGUAAGAUUUGCACUAACGGUCAUAAAUGCAAAAAGAUGUGCUACCAAAAGUGUGGUGAAUGUCUAAUUCUUAUGCCGAAAAAGAUACCGCAAUGUGGUCACACACAGGCAGUUCCUUGUCAAAUCGAUCCUAACUACUUCCGCUGUGAAGAAAGGUGUGAAGAAAACUUACCGUGUGGACACCGAUGUGCAGAGGCAUGUGGAGAGGAUCAUACAACAGAGUGUCAGGAACUUGUCCUUAAGUCCUGGCCAUCUUGUAGACACGCUGGAAUGGUAAAAUGCUCAGAAAAAGUCACGAAAGAGUGCGUUGAACAAUGUCAGGAUAUCUUGGGAUGUGAACAUCUUUGUUCUGGAAGCUGUGGGUCAUGCCUGAUGGGAAGACUUCACAAAGCCUGUACAAUGGUAUGUGGCCGAACCUUAAUUUGUGGUCACGAGUGCGCGGAUCGAUGUUCUAGAUGCCCACCAUGCAAAAGAGUUUGUGAAAAUCGCUGCAUUCACAGUAAAUGCCAGAACCCCUGUGGGGAACCAUGCGCAGCUUGUAACGAGAGGUGUGAAUGGACAUGUCAGCACUAUACCUGUACGAAUUUGUGUAAUGAACCGUGCGAGCGUCCCCGAUGCAACAACCCGUGCAAGAAGAGACUCAAAUGCAAUCAUCAAUGCAUAGGAAUGUGUGGAGAAAAAUGCCCUUCACUUUGCAGAGUUUGUCACAGAGAUGUUGUGACAGAAAUAUUUUUCGGAGAUGAAGAUGAACCUGAUGCGAGAUUCAUACAGCUAGAGGACUGUGGCCAUAUUAUCGAAGUCAGUGCCAUGGACACCUAUAUGGACCAAGCUUCUACUGAUGAGCAGAAUGAAAUUUUACUUAAAGGAUGUCCCAAAUGCAAAACACCAAUUCGCAAAAAUUUGCGAUACGGAAAUAUAAUAAAGCAGACUUUGAGGAAUAUCGAGCAAGUCAAACGAAAACCACUCGGCGACGAACAAAGAAUAAAAGUUCUUUUGGAUGAAAUUCCAGAUGAAAUAUCCGAAUUGGAACCAAGGGAUAACAUUAUCGUGAUGAAAAAGUUCAAAGCGAUACUAGAGGAAAAAGACAUUUCAAGUCACAACCGCAUCAAGCCGCAUUUAAUCGGCAAACUCUGGGAGGAAACUCUAGUAACCGUCCAGAAUCAGACAGUUUUCCUCAAACGACUAAAUGAUCUGAGAAGAAAAUACAGGGACGUAGAGCCAUCUCGAGAUUUGGAGGCCGUAUUUAAACAAGCAAAGGACCACAUAGGUCGUGUUCGGCUAUGGAUACUCAAACAAAGGACGUACUUCACACAACAGGAAACUACUGACGUUAUCGAUGAAAUAUGUAGACUAACACUCCUUAAAAAAUUUCUCCUGUAUAAAACACAAAUUAGAAAUAGAAACGUUGCAUUGGACGACGACUUAAAGAGAAGAAUACAGGUGGCAGAAAAGAUGCUUACCGAUGGGAUGAAGUUCACUGAGCCAAAGCAGAAGAAAGUUAAACACACAUUGAAGAUGCUGAAAGAAGUCGUCCCUAAAACAGGGCUUGGGAUUACAGAAGAGGAACGGAUUCAAAUCAACCAGGCUAUGGGUAUGGGGAAGGGACACUGGUUUAAAUGUCCAAAUGGACAUGUGUACGCUAUUGGAGACUGUGGUGGUGCAACGACGCAGGGGACCUGCCCCGAAUGCCAUGCAGCUAUUGGAGGUGUUUCAUACAGACUACAGUCGGGCAACGCAUUUGCGCCUGAAAUGGACAGCGCAGCUGCGCCAGCUUUUCAUAAUGCACUGAUUAACUGAAAAUGUAUGGGGCCACCUGCCCGAACACGUUGGUUUUCUCCGGAUAUUCAAAAAAGGAGGAGAUAUAUACUGACAUUAAAAAGUAUUAUUACAUCAUAGAAAGACAUUUUCUUUUAUAUGUAUUUACGAUGUCAAUGACUCCAGGUUCUUUUCCAUUGAGUGAUAACAUUAUUUUGUUUUACUGAUUUUGAAUAUAUGUGGUAUUUGUUUUCAUUUUGCUGGAAACUGCAUUCAUUCUUUUGUUACUUACUUUUUUAUUUUUUAUUUUCACAAUGUGAAUACAUCACUCAAAAAAUGUAAAUGACUUUAACCAUAUGGCAAGGAAUAACCUUCUUAUUCGUAACUACUACUAUAUUACUGGAAUUAAAUAUCUUUUUUAGAAGAAGCUGAAUUACCGUUUGCAUGAGUAUCUAAAAAUGUUUUUGUUUGUUUUGGGGUUUUUUUGGCAUAUGACUGAACCACAUUUAUUUUAGAGUGUGUAUGGGGUUUUUAAAUUGUAAAUGUAAGUUAACAUGAACAAGAGUAUUGUAAUUGGGCGUUUUAAAAGUGGCGUCAUACACUCAAAGUCUCUGAGGAUCGUGGUCCCUUUUAGCAGAUUUGAUUAAAUAUUGUAUGUAACACGUUAUAUUGUAUUUAUAUAAAUUCAUUGCUUAUUGAAAAUAUUACAUGAUUUUCUAGUUUAUAUGAGACUAUAAAACAAGUUUUUUGUAAAUCGAAUGUAAAAUGUCAAACAGCUGAUUUAAUGAUUUGGCCCACUGUGGCUUAAUGAGUUGUUUUUAGCAGUUUAGAGCAGAGACACCGGCCAUUUUCACUCUUUGCUUGACAAAGGGAACAUACGUUUUCGAAAGUUCGCAAAAUAAGUUUUAAAUUCCUGUUUGUGUUUAAAACAAAGUUACCUUUUCAGGCUAUUUAGUUAGCCACAUUUGUGCUGAAGUAUAUAAUCGUGAUUACUUUCAUAAAUCACGUAUAAAAACUAAUAUAAGAUUAUGUUUAUCACAUAACCAAAUAUCGAUAAAAACAGCAUUUUCCAAUAUCGGCAUUUGUCUUCAAGCCUUUUCUCAUUAUGACAUCCCAAUAAUUAUUGACCUUUGUUUAUUUCAGUAUUUGAUUUUUGUCCGGCUAUCUUCUUCUACAUUUUUUAUAGCAUGUCAGCUAAACACUCUUUGAAUGAUACAGAUCUUAUUUCAACGUGUAUGUUUUUCUCAUUCCAAUCACCAGAAUGAGCUCAGAAAAAAAUCGUAUCGCGGCAUAUGAUUGUUUUUAAUUUUAUGACGUCACGUCAUUUUUCUAUCCCAAUGCGACGUCACGGAAGGGAUAUGGGUGUAAGAUAGAAAUUCCAUUAGUUUGUGCAAAGUGACAAGGCAAAACAAACCACCAUGUUUUAUUAGUUAAUAUUUACGUGUAUAUUAUGACGUCAUACAUUUGUAGUAGCACAAAUAAGCAUUGCCAUCUCCUGAAUUUUGAGGUGUUACGCUUGCAUACGUUCUCUGCACCCUUAGAGCAUGUCAUGAUAAAAUUGAAGGUACACAGUUUGCAAUUUGAUGGUCUCAUUAUAAAAAGAACUUGACAAAUCGCUAAGUGAUACAUGUCCUUUGAAGUUUUUGUAAAAAGGACACAUUACUUUAAAGCCGGUCAAAUGUACCGUUACACUGCCGCGAAAUUCUAUUGAUGGGUCGCAAAUGAUUAGACUUAUCUACUUGUAUAAAUGAAGCAGUGCGUCCAGAGCUUUCGAUUUUGUCAUGUAAUAUUCCAGGGGCGCUGAAAUUUUGAGGAUGUAGAGUUGUAGACCUUAGUCAGAUGACGUCAAUGUAGCAAAAUAGAAUUGUAGUAUGCGUUUAUUACCAUGAAAUGCAUACAUAUAUAUAUACGACUAAACUACACAUACUGACUAGUGUACAUACUAUGUUAUAAAGAGGAUGUAUGCGCUUAUAUUUUAUCGGUGUUCAUGUCAUGCAAGACUUAUGAAGACAAUUAACUUAAAAGUUUGUUUAUUUUUGUCAUGUGUUUUUUUAAUCAAGGUUCGGUAAAAGCUCGUUAACUUAAAUUUAGAGUCCACAGAUCUGGCGUACAAACUUCCUAUAUAAGACACUCAUAAUACAUAAAUGAAAAGAAAGAAGCAUCAAUACACAUGUACCUGAUUUUCAGGUAAAAUUGUUUUCAUAAAGAACAAAGGACACUGAAUCGUAUACCUGUCGUUUUAGAUGCAUAGAACAUGAUGGAUGGGUGCAUUGUUGAGAGGUGGUCUUAACUACAUUUUCCGCCUCCAUUAAUCCAUAAAAAGACAUAGACAUUUACUUAAGACAUGAACCAGGUCAACGAAGAUGUUUCACUUAAUAAAGACUUAAAAUGAGGUCAGUUCCUGAAACUGAGCUAAGGUGAGGUGAUGAAUUCGUCUGAUUGCGAAUUCCUUUGUUGGUAACUGAAAUACCACGUUUACUUUAGAGGUGUAUUUCAUUAUUCCAGUGCUUUAUAUAAAGUUUCAGAUUGUAUUGUUUUCUUGAAAAUAUGAAACAUAGUGUUGCAAAAAUAUGUGAAUCCGUUGCAUUAAAACAAUU